AUGGACUGGCUUAGAUCGCCAAUCAACAAGGACGAACAUUGGCUCGAGAUCGAGUUAUUGAUACUUGCCCUCAGCACUGGCAUGAUCGAUGCAGUGUCCUAUCCCAAAUUUCACUGCUUCACAUCCAACCAAACAGGCAACACUGUCCUCUUUGCCGUCUCAGCGUUCUCAGCCUUUGGCACGCGACAAGAAACAAAUCAGCAGAUCCCAGCGCCUCAUCUUGCGGUGAGCCUGGGUUUCUUCUGCCUUGGUGUCUUCGCCGGUGGUCAGACCGCGAACGCACUCGAUAGUAAGGCAUCAAGAUGGUGGCUACUAGUCUCCAACAUCUAUACGACAGUCAUGGUCAUGCUCGCUGCUCUGCUCAACUUCGUCUUCAUUCCCUGUGACAUGGUCAACACAGCGCCAGUACUAUGUUCGCUUGGUCUCCUUGCUUUCGCCGCAGGCUCCCAGGUAGCUAUGAGCCGGCAGUUGAGCAUGCCCGAAAUCCCAACGACACAAGCUACAGCGGCGUACGUGGACCUGUUCGUGGAUCCGCUCUUCUUCGCUCCAACCGCCCGAAACCGUAGCCGCAAUAGAAGGUUGAUAUUUCUUCUGACCCUCUGCGCCGGAAGCUUCAUCGGCGGGCCAGUGUACAAGUACCACAGCUCAGCUUUGGCAAUCUUCCUCGCAGGACUGGUCAAAGUAGUAGUGACCGUAAUGUUCUUCUUCAACAGUGAAAGCGACAAAGUCCGGAUAACCUGGAGCAAUACACCGGAAGCACAACCUUGA
Baudoinia panamericana UAMH 10762 is the source of this 768-nucleotide messenger RNA. RefSeq lists its product as uncharacterized. The transcript is spliced from 2 exons. Lineage: Eukaryota; Fungi; Ascomycota; Dothideomycetes; Mycosphaerellales; Teratosphaeriaceae. The record is from RefSeq and is a predicted model, not a curated record. Bases 1 to 768 code for a protein of 255 amino acids.